UUAACAAAAAAGCUGUUUUUAGGCUAGGGUUUUAAUUAGGCGGCUGACUCCUUUACUUCAACCUCUGUAACCGGAGUCCUCUUCACUCAGCAAUCAUGGGGAAGACACGUGGAAUGGGAGCUGGACGCAAGCUGAAGUCCCACCGCAGAAGACAAAGGUGGGCUGACAAGUCCUACAAGAAGUCACAUCUUGGUAACGAAUGGAAGAAGCCAUUUGCUGGUUCAUCCCAUGCAAAAGGAAUUGUGCUUGAGAAGAUAGGUAUUGAGGCUAAACAGCCAAAUUCUGCUAUUCGUAAAUGUGCUAGGGUUCAACUCAUCAAAAACGGGAAAAAGAUUGCUGCUUUUGUCCCUAACGAUGGUUGCUUGAACUACAUCGAAGAAAAUGAUGAAGUGUUGAUUGCUGGAUUUGGUCGUAAGGGUCAUGCUGUGGGAGAUAUUCCCGGUGUUAGGUUCAAGGUGGUGAAGGUUUCUGGUGUCUCUCUUCUAGCUCUAUUCAAGGAGAAGAAAGAGAAGCCAAGAUCUUAAUUUGCUUUUUUUUUUUUUUUUGGGCCAAAACACUCUCGAGCGUGCAAUGGACGUUUAGCUGUAUUUGAGUUAUUAUUUUGUCAACUACUAUUAAACUAGACACUGUACUGGAAUUUUGGUUCAUUAUUGUUGAAUUCGAAUGUUACCUUAA
Molecule: messenger RNA, 675 nt
Organism: Lycium ferocissimum
Lineage: Eukaryota; Viridiplantae; Streptophyta; Magnoliopsida; Solanales; Solanaceae
Product: small ribosomal subunit protein uS12
Exons: 4
Coding region: 96-524 (142 amino acids)
Biological process (GO): translation
Cellular component (GO): cytosolic small ribosomal subunit; ribosome
Molecular function (GO): structural constituent of ribosome
Source: RefSeq, a predicted model, not a curated record